AAGAGUUCCUCACCACCUCAGUAUCGCCAUUUCGUCGAACACGUAGCGCUCACUCUCUCUCUCUUCGCCGAGAAGAUGAUGGGAUCCAUGGGGACCCGCCGCCUCAUUUCCCGCCUCGUUUCCCGCCAACGCUUUCCGCCACCGCCGCGGCCUUUUCGCGCCCUCUCCGCGGGCGCCACCACUCUCCCGCCGCCGCCUCCGGCCCCCUCCGGCGAUCCUCCGCCGCGGUCGGGGGAGGCGCCGCCGCAGGAUGACGGCGCGAAGCCCCACCGGAGGACGACCGGAGGUCGAGCUCGGCGCGGAGUCGCGGGAGACUACGAGGAGGAGCAAACCCUAGUUCUCCGCGCGGCGCUGCCCCACGUCGUGAGGUUGGGAUGGAGCGAAUCGGCGAUGAUCGCAGGGGCGAGGGAUGUGGGGGUUUCGCCAUCGAUCGUUGGAACUUUUCCGCGUAAAGAGGCGGCGCUUGUGGAGGUGAUAAAUUUUUUUAUGGAUUACUGCCUUGAGAGACUUGUCGGCCGUAUCGAUUCAGAAGAGGGAGACAAAUUGAAGGACCUGAUACUUAGUGACCGGCUCUCGAAACUUAUCCGAAUGAGGUUGGAGAUGCAAGUUCCUUAUGCAUCAAAGUGGCCUCAGGCACUGAGCAUCCAGUCACAACCGAUGAACCUCCCGACCAGAAUGAAGCAGCGAGGAGUGCUGGUUGAUGAAAUUUGGCAUGCUGCUGGGGACGCAGGAUUGGAUAUCGACUGGUACGUGAAGCGAACCGUACUUGGGGGCAUAUACUCGACAUCCGAGGUCUACAUGGUCACUGAUAAUUCUCCAGAGCUCGGCGAUACAUGGACGUUCGUGGACCGCCGCAUCAAAGAUGCUCUUGACCUUGAAAAGACCGUUCAGGAGGCUGCAAAUUUAGCCGAGGCAGUCGGAGCCGGGGUGGGCAGCUCAAUGCAGGGGUUCCUUAAGAGAGCUUUUCAAGGAUGAAGUUGUAUGAGAAAGUGCUCAUCCUCUUAAACUAAGAAACUGCUCUUGCUUGUGCUUUCCACUGUGGUGUUGAUGUAAGUAACUCUCUCUGCUUUAGGUGGUCAAUAAAGCAAUUGCAGUUGUUUGCUGCUGCAAUGUUGUAAAUGUACAGCAACUUCUUUUUCGAAAACAAAGAGAAUGAGUGACUUGCAGUUGUUUUCA
This is a messenger RNA of Ananas comosus (pineapple), 1176 nucleotides long. Its product is annotated as ubiquinone biosynthesis protein COQ9, mitochondrial-like. Gene Ontology annotation, cellular component: mitochondrial inner membrane. Lineage: Eukaryota; Viridiplantae; Streptophyta; Magnoliopsida; Poales; Bromeliaceae. The transcript is spliced from 6 exons. Gene Ontology annotation, molecular function: lipid binding. Gene Ontology annotation, biological process: ubiquinone biosynthetic process. The coding region runs from base 76 to 975 and encodes 299 amino acids. The record is from RefSeq and is a predicted model, not a curated record.